CGCUGCGGUGCCUGAGCAGGUUGUGUUGCCCCGGCCAGCUCUUGGCCACAUGGAUGGGCAGCCAGCGACCUGGGGACAGUCACCUUUGCCACUGAGCCACCAGCCUGCUUGGAGAGACACCAGCGCCCCGUGGGAAGCACCAGACCUGACUUGUUGUUGUCCCUGCCGACUCUGGCUCACCGGCACAGGUGGAAAAGCUGGAAACAGAAGAGCCCUCAACAUGUUAGUGCAUGAAGAUCUACUUAUCUGCACAAGUAGAAGUUAUUGGCCACCCAGUUCUCCUUCAUUUGGGGCCAGAAGAUGCAUCUGAAGUGGAGAAACCAGGCAGCAUGCUGGGGGAAGUGAGGCUUCUGUCCUGCUGGAGUGGGAUGUGACUGGGAGCGCUUGUGGAAUAACAGGUGUCUGUUGGUCAGCAACGUAUAUUUGCCUAAAGGUGCGUACUGUAUGGAAUCAGGCACGGGAGCUGUGUGGGCAGAAAUCCUGCAUGUUCUAAUUGAGCAGAGAGCUGGAGAUGGACCUAUUAAUCCUCCUACUGCUGUGCUGGGAGAGGCUGGUUCUUUGCGAGCAGCAGCCUCCAGGAGGUGGGAAAUGAACUGAGGAUCUCCAGAUACUCCCUGGAUGUGGUUACUUCCAGCUUGUUUUGUUUAAGCUGUCAUUUAUAUCUUAUAAAAGAAAAGUGUGUCUUUCUCCAUCUGUUAUUGUAGGCACUCAGAAUCACUGUGAGGCUCUGGCUGGAAACCCACAUGGGGGGAAGGUGCCUCUUGGGUGCACAGAAUAAGUUGCCGUAUUUGAUUGUGGAGUCCCCUGGGAGCUCAUCCUGGGGCUGCAUUUCCCAGCACAGGCAGCUCCUGUGCAGCCAAGGUGGGACCCGGGUGAUCUGCACCCCGUUCAGGACAAGGGCUCCUGCGGGAGGCUGGCGGGGCUUCUGGUGCUGAGGAGAGGGGAGUGUUUCCUUCAGAAACCUGGGACGCUUUUAAAGUUGCUUUUUGUUGAGAUCUGCAAGCACAGCCAGCUGCCGGGAAAGGGAGAACGGGCAGGGUUGCAGCACAACAAAGCGAUGUUUCUCUCCUAGAAAUCAGUUCUGAUCUGCGGUUUAGCAGCAGAAGAAAAUCAGUCUGAAUGGUUACUGCCCUCACCCAGGGCCAGGAAUCCAGAUUAAAAAAAAGAUAAGAAUGAGGCUGUUCUGGUCAGCCUGAACACUCCUCACAAAACACUGUGACCUUUCUUCCCUACACUACAGGUUUUCUUAUGACCGUGUUCCUAUUGUCUCCAAAACCCAAGCCAGCGCUCGGGUCCCUCUGCCUGUGACUGAAGGGGACACGAGAAUGAUAAAGCCACGUUGCCUCUUUCUUUUUUUUUAAAGAGUAUUUAGUCUUUACAUUUGCAGGGAAAGCCAAGGAGUGCAUACACUGGUGGUGUGAACGAUGGAGGUGCAAUUAUUGCUGUUAGUAAUGUACAGCCCGCUCUUUUGUUAAAACAUCUGUGAAAAGUUAGUGCUGACCCAGAACUUUCCAGAAGUGAUUGGAAAGUGUUGAUUUAAAAAAAAUCAAAGAUUGAUUUUAUACUCCCAGGGUUAGAUUGACUUUGUUGACAUUUUCACAGAAACUUAUCCGACAUUUUAAUUCUAAUUACUUUCUUGAUUUACUGAUAAAUCAAUAUAAAUUGAAAAUAUAUAACAACGUAAGUAUACAAGGAGGUAGAAGUCAGUACAAAGUUUUCUGUCUGAACACAUAUUCUAAAUUUUAGAGAAUUAAGAACAUGAAGAAGUACAAGAGACUAUUGUUUCCUUAACAUGGACCAAACUGUUGUGGAAAACCAUUUGCCAUUAUGUUACCAACCAGCUCUAUGUAAGAAAAAUAAUGUGAAUUUUAGUGGGUGAGCAUUGCACUGAUGGGAGAUAAGACUUACCUGUGCUGUAAUUGAUAAUUAGUAAAACUCCUUGGUGUGUUUCUGUGACAAUCUGAGCUGCAAAAAUACUUCUAAGUUCUCAGUUUUUGUUCAGGAUUUUUAAAAUUUAUCUUAAUGUAGUUACUUUGCCUUAUAUUUGUUUAAUUUUGCACUAAACUUUGAUAUAGUGAUGCUAAAAUCUUUAAAGACAUCUGCUACAAACAAGUUGUUGAACUGUUCUCUGGAUCAGUUUCCGUCUGUAUUUAAGCGAAACAGCUGGACACAAGCAAACAAGAGACACUUUAGAAUGACAAGAAGGUAAGAGAUUUCAAUCAGAACAAUGCCUUGCAGUGAUUUUAGCAAUAAAAUAAAAUUAACAGAAUAAUUAAAUAUUUAGGUUAUGUCUUACUGUAGCAGUGAAUAUUGAGUGCAUGCCAUAAAGUAAUGUGUAAGAAUGCAAAACCAGGAAAACGUGGUCUAAAUUUUGGCAACUACAAAGUUCAAAAGCAAAAUUUCAGAACUCAAAAGGUCACUUUCCUGAGAGCACAUUUAAUCCCCAUUUGGAACAGAAAUGUCAUUAGAGCCUGUGAAGAGGAUAUUCCAGGGUUCGAGUGGCCGUGCUCAGCUGAGCCGAAAAAGAUCAUUGCGAGAAUCAGUGUGACGUUGCAGAGACCUGUGGAUAAGUUUCAAUAUAGUAAAAGCCAUGUUCAGACAUUUAGUAGACAAGGAGAGGCAUAUUGUUGCUUCACUCUAGCUUUGCUAUGGCUUUGGAGAGGUAUUUAUAACACUUCUAUGACUUCUCUAUUGACAGAUCCGGCCACCUUGCUAUGUCUUACGCGAACCUCCCAGACCUCCGGUGAGGUGGGAGGUGCUGCCUUGUGCCGAAGCUGAGAAAACCCAUGUGAUGGUGGAGGUAAUUGUGACAAAACCAGGAUCCAAGCCAGUCUUUCAUGUCCUAGGUGAGUCCUUGUGCAUUAACUAUUCUGUUCCUCCAAGGACAGGUCCAUGGAGUAAGAAGAUGUCCUGUUGUAGGGGUUUGGAGAAGGUUAAUGCAGUGGGCUGAGUGGGAAAGGGGCCUGAGGUGCCUCCUGAUACGGACAGAACUGGGAAGGGACAGACAAAGCCCUGCCUGGGUCUGUGUUAGACAGCAGAGAGAGCACAAAAAUGUCACGCACCUGGUCAAACCUGUUCCUGGUGCUGGGGUUUUUCUCCUUUGGCUUUUUUUAGCGCUUGGCAAAGAGGGGAGAAAUAGAUGUUGUCUGGCUGCUUUUCUGCAGUUUCGCUCUCGAGGUAUUUUCAGUGCAGUGAUCUACGGGCACGGGGGCCCUGGCUGUGUGGUUUGCUUCCCUGUUUUUGGUGAGAGGCAAAGCUGCAGCCCUCCCAAACCCUCAGCUUGCACCCACAGCAUGGGCAGAGUCAGGAAUUAACCCAGAAGACAGUUGGCAUUUGGGAACAAGCACGUGGUCUGACACCUCCAUGGGGAAUGGGCUGUGCCCAUCCCACGGCUCCAGGUGCCUCUGGGUGCUCCCACACUCCCUGCCUGGAGCUGGGCAAAAUAUCCAGUGUUGUCAUUAUUGUGAUGAUAUAAUAGAUUUUGCAGUCAACAACAUUGUCCAGAAAAUAUCACUGCAUGUCAGUAUAGUCUGAAUUUCUCAGUAUGAUGUCGUUUUCUUACCACUGAAAUGACAUUUAUUAAAACAGCUUCAAAGGCCCCUUUACUUGCGCUGCUCCUGUUGAGUUCACAGAACAGCCAGCUGGUGUCUGCAGCGGAGGUGUCCAAUGUUCAGGAAUAUUUUGGAAUAUUGUUGGUGUUCGAUGGUCAGAUGAAGGAACAGAGUCUAGUGCAGCGGUGUCUGGCCUCUUAGGCAGUCGUGAAAAUGAAUCUUAACUUUUAUAGCAAUGGAUGAGGGAGGAUCUGAAGAGCAAAAGGGAGCCCGUAUAAGACAAAAUGGCUUCUUGUUUCACCCACAAAUAAUUCACACUGCACUGCUCCAACCUUGCAAAGCAGAUUUUUCCCCUAGGCAGAUGCUGCUGCAGGAUGUUUGGGGAUCAAAGAGUUUGGAGUACCUCAGUGCAGGGGUCUGUAGUGAAAAUGUUUUGCUGCUAUAGAGAAAAUGCUGGCUGUGCCUCACGUAGUCCCUGCCUGGCAAACAGAAAAGCAAAAACACAUGUUUUUUGUUCGAGGUUGCUGAGAAUGUUAAUGAAAGGCAAUUAGAAAGGAUGUGGUGGUUGGUCCCUAUGUAUUAAUCUUUAUUAGAGAUAAUUUUUCCCUUGUAAACGUGAUGUGCCAUCAGGUUUCUGUCCCGAGUGUGCUUUGUGAGACAUUACAUGGAAGAGUGUGGAAAGUAGCUGUUAAUUUCCCCAAAGUGCUUUUAGCAGACUUGCAGAGAGCCAGCUAACCCGAGCCAGGGUGGCACCUGAGCCGCUGGGGGAGCAGCUGAGGACACCGCUGUCACUCUUGUCUGCACCACGUAAUGCAGUCCAGCACCUCUGAACGGUGGGUACAGUUCACCAGGGUUGCAUAGCUUGGGGUGGUGGUGUAGCUUUCUUUCAUUAGCCAUUUUUAUUUGAGUGGCAACUACUUUAAUGUGGCAACAGAAGUUAAUUGUAAGUAAUUACAUGAGUGACAACAUCAGUUUUAUUCCUCCUCUUGGCGAUCUCCCGCUUGGUACAGUGCAUGCAUUCACUGGCAGGCAGAUGUAUGGCCCCAGCAUAAGCAAGUUACCUCUGAUAAUUGAGCUGGGGCUCUGCCAGGACACCUGGGUACCGGCAGUCCCGUGAGGACAUCCUGGUCAGUACUUUUCCAGAUGCCACGGAACUUCUUCAGGGGUGUGCAAUGGUCUGGCGUGACCAGAGAUGUAGCAGUAAAUAGGCUGUAGGGCUUUUGAGGACACCAGACAUUUUCUGUCACAUAGUUAUCAGUGUUGCACCAAAGGUCACGUUCUCUGUCAGGUCACAAGUGCUUCAAUGAUUUUUGGUGACAGGAACUUGUUAUCUUAUUUGUGCUAGGGCUGGAGGUACUUUAUACUGAAACAUAAACUGUAAAAAUAACAUUGGAGCAAAAAUGUCGGAUUUCUUCCUCCUUUUUGCGAUUUUCCACUUGAUUUGGUGUGUGUGUUCCCUGGCAGACAGAUAUAUGUCCCUGACGCAUUUUAAAGAUCAAGAAUGACCCUGAGAAGGAGUGACCUGAAACCUGCAUUAUCCCUGAAGCACCAGGAGCAUCCAUCUGGCUCCGACUCAGUGCCCGUGGGACACCGACGGCAGCUCCGUGACACGCAGAGGGGCAGGGGACUCUGCAGGUAGCACCGCUGAACUAUGUAAAUGCUGUUAACACCUUUUCUUUAUCUUUUGAAAUGCAAAACCAAAGGUAAGUGUGCAGUUCUUUCUUUUUAUCCCUUUAUAGUCUUUCUAUAGCCCUCUGGGAAACCUCCGCUAUAUAAAAUUCUCUCCUUUUCCUCAUUUCCUCAGUGCUCAAAAUAACCUGCACCAAAAGUAAACAUUUCAGUGAAUACUUCAACAAAAUGAAAGGCGUGUAUUGUGAUACCAUUCGAGCUCAGUUUUGAAGACCUCUAAGUUCAUGCCCUCAAAAGAAAGCCCAGCAAUGUUUUUGUUCAGGGUUUAUAUUCCAUCAUAAUUCAAAGCAGAAAAUGCUUGUUUGUAGGAAAUAACUCAAAGUGCUCUACGAUUAAGCUCUUGAGAGACGUCCUUUCCAACGGAGACACCGAACGCUCACAUACCCAGGCCUGAUGCAGCCGACAAGCGGCACCUGAAUCAGUUUUGGCCGAGGAGCUGUUCCCGUGCCCAUUGUGCUGGUCAGAGAGGCUGCGGGGCUGCAACUCCCCGUGAAAUGGAGGGUGAGAGCUGCAGGCGUUUAUUUUAGAAAAGCCAUAAAGAUAAGCUAUGCAAUGGGUCUGGAUUGACAGUCUCCUUAGAGGCUGAAAUGGGGCAGAAAUACUGCUGGAGUGAUGGUGUCCAGCCCCAGGUCACUGCUGUAGCUGUGCCACCACACUGCCCUGCCUGCGCACUGGGCAACCCCUCCUUUCUGCAGGUAACCUUUGCCCAGCAAUUAACUCUGCUUUUGGGAGGCAGAAUCAAAGCAGCAAGUGUGCUGUAACGCCAGAUCGGAGCUGAUAAUGUAUUCCUCCCUUCCUCGGUCCUUUGCCAGCACACAGAUCAGCCUGUUAAGGAAUCAUCUCCCAAAGCAUCAGUGAGGAGCAUCGCUGGCUGUACCAUGGCAGAGCAGAGCUGGAGACAGAGCGGGAGCCACAGCAGAACUCCCGAAGAGACAGGAAAUCGAGUGCUGGGCUGAGCGAGGAGGUGUUGGCGUGUACUCUGCAGGUGGCUCGGAUGUGGCAGCACAUAGUCUGUUACUGACAAGCAGAGCAAAUACAGAAAUAAUCUCCAGAGAUGUUUUGCAGAUAUUUUUGCUUCUUCAGUUUGUGUCUUUUCCUUCCAAUCCAAAGAAGGUGCUCCCUGGGUCACGUAUCCAACUUGCAGAGCAGCGACACAAGGUCCCUCCCUGGAUUUGAGAACCUCACCAUGGGAUACAACAAAUACCUCCGGCCCUACUUUGGCGGAGACCCUGUUCAAAUUGCAAUGACUCUGGACGUCGCAAGUAUUUCUAGUAUAUCUGAGAGCGACAUGGAUUACACAGCUACGAUCUAUCUGCAGCAGCGCUGGACAGACCCCCGCUUGGUCUUUCAUGGCAACAAGAGCUUCUCGCUAGAUGCUCGUCUCGUGGAAUUGCUCUGGGUACCAGACACGUACAUUGUGGAGUCCAAAAGGUCCUUCCUGCACGAUGUUACUGUGGGGAACCGCCUCAUCAGGCUGUUCUCUAAUGGCACUAUCUUGUAUGCCUUAAGAAUCACUACUACUGUUGCUUGUAACAUGGACCUGUCAAAAUACCCCAUGGACACACAAACAUGCAGACUGCAGCUAGAAAGCUGGGGAUAUGAUGAAAACGAUGUUGUCUUCACGUGGUUGAGAGGGAAUGAUUCUGUCCACGGCUUGGAGAAGUUGCAGCUCUCUCAGUACACAGUGGAACAUUACUACACCCUGGUCUCGAAGUCACAGAUGGAAACAGGCAAUUACCCACGACUGAUAUUGCAGUUCGAGCUGAGAAGAAAUGUCCUUUACUUCAUUUUGGAGACCUACGUGCCCUCCACUCUGCUCGUCAUGUUGUCCUGGGUUUCUUUUUGGAUCACAUUGGAUUCAGUGCCUGCAAGAACCUGCAUUGAGCACGUGCAGAAGGACAGGCCAAGCUUUUCCAGUGUGUCUGCAAGAGAAGGUCUUUCCUUUUCUGCUUUCCAAGGAGUAACAACAGUGCUUUCCAUGACAACUCUGAUGAUCGGCUCACGAAGUUCACUUUCGAAAACCAACUGUUUCAUUAAGGCCAUUGACGUUUACCUCGGCAUCUGCUUCAGCUUCAUCUUUGGUGCCCUGGUGGAAUAUGCCAUGGCUCACUACAGCUCAUCACAGAAAUGUGGAGCUAAAGCACCUCAAGAGGGGCCUGCAAAUGAACUCACUAAAGAAAUGAGAGAAGUCAACAUCACUAACGUCCUCAACAGCUCCAUCACCAGCUAUAAACAGAAAAUCAGCUUUACAAGCAUUGAGAUUUCAAGUGAUAAUGUGAACCGCAGUGACUUGACCAUGAAAACUCAUGAGAAAAUCAAAUGUGUCUUGAGAAACAAAAUGCACAGGAUUAUUGGUUAUUUCACAAUUCAGAACCCCAGCAAUGUAGACCACUACUCCAAAUUGCUUUUCCCUUUGUUUUUCCUGCUGGUCAAUGUGUUUUAUUGGGCCUAUUACCUAUAUUUUUAGUAGAAAUGAGUCGCUUCAUUUUCCUACUUCAGCAGGGGAGAGGAAUCUUGCCAACGGGCAUCCAGGUAUGUAACCUCAGUGAAUCCAACGUGGACAAAAUGCUCUGUUGCAUUUCCUGAGGUGCAGAGCAGAAGAGUGUGUGAAGCGUGCGAGAUUCAAAGCCUUGGUGCUCCAGCAUUGGCAACAUUGACUCUGGACAACUGCUUGUUCAGCUGAGUGGCUGUGCUGGGCUCCUGUGCUUGUACCUGCUUUUCGUUCCAGCAUCCCACCUCUCACCUGGCCAGGGGUGGGUGUGUAGGACAGCAUGUGGCAGGCCAUAGAGUGCUACAGGUGCCAGAAUUAUCUCAGUAUUCAGAAGCAGGCUGUAACCUUCUAGUUUAGAUGUCCAAGAGGAUGUAGGAUAAGAGCUGUUAUUCUUUGUUUGCUAGAGAGAACAGCAGCAGAGGGACUGUGACUGCUGUCUCAAUAGCUCCUGUGUCUGAGGUUCUCCUGCCCCUCUACUCUGCCCUGGGGAGACAACAUCUGGAAUAUUGUGUCCAGUUGUGGCCCCUCAGUUCCAGCUGGACAGGGAACUGCUGGAGAGAGUCCAGCGCAGCCACCAAGAUGCUGGAGGGAGUGGAGCAUCUCCCGUGUGAGGAAAGGCUGAGGGAGCUGGGGCUCUGGAGCUGGACAAGAGGACACUGAGGGGUGACCUUAUUAGUGUUUACAGAUAUAUAAAGGGUGAGUGUCAGGAGGAUGGAGCCAGGCUCUUCUCAGUGACAACCAAUGAUAGGACAAGGGGCAAUGGGUACAAACUGGAACACAAGAGGUUCCACUUAAGUUUGAGAAGAAACUUCUUCUUAGUGAGGGUGGCAGAGCCUGGCCCAGGCUGCCCAGGGGGGUUGUGGAGUCUCCUUCUGUGCAGACAUUCCAACCCGCCUGGACACCUUCCUGUGUAACCUCAUCUGGGUGUUCCUGCUCCGGUGGGGGAACACAAAAUGCAGCCAGCAAAAUUGUUUUGUAACCCAUAUACUCUUCCUGUUGUGCUGCAGUUCAGCAGAUAAUGCUACCAGCUCCCAUGUCUUCCUCACAAACAGAUUAUUUUUCAUGCUGGGGAGUGCCUCCUUCGGCUCUCACUGCUACAAGCAGCUCUUGUUUCUUGCCAGCCACAGGCAAGUGGCCAAUUUGUCAUCCCCUGCUUCAUGUGGCUGUGCAGCUGUGGCAAGAGAGCAGCGCUGCUGGGUGAAAAACCCAGGCAUGGGCUGAGCCACAAUGAUCUAAAUCAGCCUUUCACUCUUUAUUUUAGGCUGACACAGUGUUAUGUUUCUGCAGAAAUUCAGAAUCAAAGGGGGCUCUGGGAACUGUCAGUCAGCUUUGUUUAUCCUGCAAUCAGCAGGACCUGAGAGCUUUGUUUUAGAAAUAAAUUAACUACGUGGCACACACAGUUUAUGUUUGAGAACUGAAUGCCAUUUGGUACUGUGCAGCUUAAGGCUACUGGAAGACUUCCUGAUUUUAAAAUGAACGCUUUAUGGCAGUUUUUCCCCCUCCUUUUUUGGUCUGUGCAACUCUCAUAACUUUCAGGGCAUGAUCCUGCAGUGCUGUAGGCAAAGCAGUGGUUGCCUGCAGGGGCUGCGGCUCAGCGGGAGCUUUGGCUGAAUGAGGCGUCUGAGCGUGUAACUCGUGUUGCAGCCUCAUGCACGUGGUGUUUGCUCAGUGUAAAAGUCUCGUACUGGGGUUUCCUAUAGGAGGUGGGAAAAGCACGCAAAAAUAUAGAUUUUUUUUUUUUUUUACUUUAAUAACUUUUUAUCGAACCGCUUCACCACACUAUAUUGGGAAGGAUCUAAACCACAUAUUCAUAAAUCAUGGCUUUUACAAAGAGCGGCACAAGAAGACAAAGGGGACCAGACUGACUAUGGCAAGUGAAUAAACACAAACUCCAAUAAUGAAAUGUUGGCUUGUAUAUACUGGCAUUUAAAGUCCAUUCCAUAAAAUGUAAUAAAGUGAAUGUUUGUGAUAUGAACACAACCCCCCUGGAGAGAUCUUCUAUUAAAAAAAUCAUUACCUUC
Messenger RNA from Columba livia (rock pigeon), 9752 nucleotides. It is a transcript of the gene GABRP, whose product is annotated as gamma-aminobutyric acid type A receptor subunit pi. Gene Ontology annotation, cellular component: synapse; neuron projection; plasma membrane. NCBI's taxonomy places the organism in Eukaryota, Metazoa, Chordata, Aves, Columbiformes, Columbidae. The transcript is spliced from 16 exons. The coding region runs from base 6295 to 7707 and encodes 470 amino acids. Gene Ontology annotation, molecular function: extracellular ligand-gated monoatomic ion channel activity; chloride channel activity; GABA-A receptor activity. Gene Ontology annotation, biological process: signal transduction; chemical synaptic transmission; nervous system process. The record is from RefSeq and is a predicted model, not a curated record.